AUGUCCGACAUCUCAGACGACGACCUCGCUGACAACUACGGCCCCACGACCCCUGCGCCCGUCCACACAAAGGCGGCGGCAGCAUCACGCGCACGCGCCGGUGGCGCCUCUGGCAAGCCUGUCGCGGGUCCUUCCACUAAGCCCCAACCUAAGGCUGCUGUGUCGAAGAAGGGCGUAAGCAAGCCUACGAAUGCUAUUGAACUGGACGAUGACGACUCGGAGGGUGUUGUGUUUGUGGAGGAGGCGCAGACGAAGAAGCAGAGGAAGAGCAGUGAGGCCGAGGUCGUAGCCAUGCCGGGACCCACGAAGGGCGCGUCGAAGAAAGCUCCUGUACGUGGUGCCUCUGCUGUGAAUGGAACGUCUAAGGCGGCCGCGGCCGCGGCAAAAGGGAAGGCGAGGGCGGAUCCCUCGCCCGCGGAUGGUGACGCCAUGGAGGUAGAAGAGGACACUGCAGCUCAAGUGGAUGAGGAGGGGUCGGCCGAGCAGCCACCACCACGUUCUGGCGUGCGGGGCGGGAGCAAACAACCGCUACUGAGAGGGAAGAAUACGAUGACCGCCGCUGCCGCCUCUCGCCUAGCGAAGGAAAACCAAAGACUUCUCCGGGACAUGGACAGAUUACGCGCGGAACUCGAGCAAAUGCGAACGAACAACAAGGAGAGAGAGAAGCUUCAAGAAAGGCUCGAGGCAUCGUUCGACGAGAUGAUCCAACGGCGCACCACGGAUGCGGAGGAGAUCAAGAACGACGUGGAAGCGCGUCACAAGGAAGAGAUCCAGCGGAAAGACAGUCUCAUCCAAGAACUCACUGGGCAGCUAUCAAAACAGUCGCCCUCGAGUUCCAGCCAAUCCUGGACCCUACACUUCCUAACUCGAGAGGCCGCCGAGGAGGAGAAGCGUGCGCUGCGAGAUGAGAACACCCGACUGAAAGACGUCAUCAAGCAACACAACGCGGUCAUCGGCGCGAAAGACCAGCAAAUCGCGGAUCUUAAGCAGGAAGUGGAUCUCACGAAGAAGGAGCUUCAGGCGGAGAUCGAGCGGUCGAACCAACUCGCGUCCCGCUCAGCGACUAUACCUGCCUCAGUCGUCCCCAAUGGUACCAAAGCAGUUCGGGGGCCCGCAAAUAACUUGCCUGUUAUCAAGCUCUACGAGGACAUGACGAACGUCCUCGUCACCAGCGUACAGAAAGAGCCAUCAGUGGAUUGGCCGGGCAUCGACGAGGACGUGAUAUCUUGCAUAUAUACCUACGAAAACAAGGACGAGAAUAUCACCUUUUCUCUCAAUUUCAUGCUGCGCAACCAGUUCGAUCGCCCAGAGAACUAUUCGGGCAAGGAGGCGCUCCCGAAGGACAAGCUCGUCGAGAAGGUCAAGUACAUCCCGAGGAACCUCGAGUUGGAGAGGCCCGACUAUGUCGAGCGCCUCCAGUUCUUCAAGGAGCCGUUCAUGUUCGCGCGUGACCAGAUGACCGUCUUCCUCAAGACGCUCACAGAUACGGUCUCGGGUAUAUUCGAGAGCGAGGACGGCGGAGAUGAGCCUGGUGGGGCGGACGAGCCUAUCGUCGUGGAUUAGGGAGCAGGGCGCGUCUGUCGUUGAAUACGAUGUCGUGUUUUGAUUAGUGUGUAUCUCUCCGUCGUCGUUAAUUCUCAUCAUCUGGACCAUCAUUUCCUCGUCGCAUGCAAAAACCUGCUUGUGAGGACAGACUUGCAGAAUGAUUGAGGGUCCACAGAGGUAACGCCUCUAAUUCUAGUAUCCUCGGAAACAAAGUUGUAGCAUUCGAAUAGCUGCAUCAUCGAGUCUAGGCGUUCGCUGUCGCGUAUCAUAUAGUACAAGGGUGCCAUGAACUGAGACGAGGCAUUCUGUUCGUGCCUAUCGGGCAGUCGAUGGCUCUAGCGCAUACAGCCC
Dichomitus squalens LYAD-421 SS1 is the source of this 1896-nucleotide messenger RNA. RefSeq lists its product as uncharacterized. The record is from RefSeq and is a predicted model, not a curated record. Bases 1 to 1563 code for a protein of 520 amino acids. The transcript has 7 exons. NCBI's taxonomy places the organism in Eukaryota, Fungi, Basidiomycota, Agaricomycetes, Polyporales, Polyporaceae.